Molecule: messenger RNA, 1056 nt
Organism: Scatophagus argus
Lineage: Eukaryota; Metazoa; Chordata; Actinopteri; Scatophagidae
Gene: mrps24
Product: mitochondrial ribosomal protein S24
Exons: 4
Coding region: 143-658 (171 amino acids)
Biological process (GO): translation
Cellular component (GO): mitochondrion
Source: RefSeq, a predicted model, not a curated record
GUAAUUCUGCCAUGUUGACACGAGUCACAAGCAUUACAUCUUUGCCGUUUUAAUUAAUACUAGAACUGUCACGGAAGUGACAUAAAACAUUAGCUCUGUGAAACAGCUUUAGCUUUGUACGCCCCCAACACGCAGAAAAAACAUGGCGGCGUCCUUGAGCAGCACAGGAUUCGUGAGGCUACUGAGUGCGUUUGCCAGGUCCGGCUCAGCGUGCGGCUCCUCUGGAAGCAGAAGCCUGCACGUCACCGCAGUGUGCUGCAAGAAUCGAGCAGCUCGUGUCCGAGUGGCGAAAGGAGACAAACCUGUGACCUAUGAGCAAGCACUUGCACCUCACCACAUUGGCCACCGUAAAGGAUGGCUGUCACAGCACACCAGUAACAUCACAGGUGAAGGGGGAGCGGCUGAACGUACGGUGGAGGACGUGUUCAUAAGGCGUUUCAUGUUCGGGACCUUCCACGGCUGCCUGGCCAAUGAGGUCGUGAUCAAACGGCGCGGCAACACGCUCACAGUGUGCGCUUUAAUGCUACAGAAGUUAAAGCCACAGAAGUUUUACUUCUUAAUAGGCUACACAGAAGCACUGCUGUCGCACCUCUACAAAUGCCCCGUCAAGCUGGAGGUCCAGACCCUGCAGAGUAAAGCUGUGUACAAGUACCUGUGAUGGAACUGUGUGCUAAAGCUGCAGGUGUGCUCCAGAGGUGGUGUGUCGCCAGGCGGAUUUCGCUCUUGUGCGAGAUGGCGACUUUGUUCCCGUCACCUGCUCACGCUGACACGGACUUCGGUUCUGAAUUUACCCCAAAAUGGACGCCAUCAGCUUUUCAGAGUUUUCAGUGAAACAAACCCUCAGAGUUAAAAGAAACACAAUCACUUGUGUGUCAUUGUAACAUUAUGACUGAGUGUGUGUGUGUGUGUGUUGCUCUUCGUUAUCUAAAGGUGAAAUCGGCAACAUAUGAGCAAUUUUUUUUAAGGAGGCUAAUAAACAACGUUCAUCUGUCAGCCGUUUGUUUUUCUUUCCUCUAAAUGUCACUUGAAUAAAAUUAAACUGGCAGAUAUUUUAAA